Messenger RNA from Caenorhabditis bovis, 543 nucleotides. Lineage: Eukaryota; Metazoa; Nematoda; Chromadorea; Rhabditida; Rhabditidae. The record is from the annotation of a GenBank genome assembly.
AUGAGCUCAAAUGGCAACGAGCAAACGAUCGCCACACUUCACACGCUCUUCAUUAUUGUGUACUUACAGGAAAUGGCGUGGGUGUCGGCGCCAUUGCUCAUCAGCGCCAACGUGUUCGUUCACGCCAUCAUUCGCCAAUUUUCCAUUGAUUCGCUGAUAUUCUCGAGUAUCAUUUUCGCAUUUUUUCUCAUCACCGGCCUUGCGCUCACAAUUUCGUUGUAUUUCGCGCACAGUGUUGCGCUCAAACAGAUUCGCCCCGCCUACUUUCUACCGUAUGCCGUCGUCAAGGCCGUUCGAAUUGUCACAAUGCUUACAUUAUCAUUCAUCAUUCUCUUCUCGCCAAAAUUGAUCAAAACCUACUUCUACGCGAGCAUCUAUGGCCUAUUCGAGACGGUCGCCGGCGCUGUCGCUUUAGAGGUCACAUGUCGAUGUAUCCGCGAGACUCGACGCAUCCAAUCGGGACGACGCCGUCAGACGCCAUCCGACGUCACACUUCCGGCGCACGUCGUCUCCAAGACGACACUGAUACACGAAGGGAUUUGA